UUACCUUUAUGAUCUGGAGAGGUGGUUAGAUGCUAGUCACUUCACACUCAAUGCCAGCAAAUGUGCUGUUCUCGUUUUUCCGAUACGUGACAUAGUGCACAUUUCAUUGUCUUACCACCUUCAAGACAUACCACAGGUGGAAUCUGUUAAAUACCUCGGAAUUAUUUAUAACGCCUCUCUCAACUGGCGCUCACACAUAGAUCUGUUGACUGGGAAAGGUACCCGUGCAAUUGGCAUAUUGCGUAGGCUGAGCAGUCGUCGAAUAGGAUUGAGAAGAGAUACACUCCUAAUGAUAUACCGUAUGUACGUUCGCCCUGUAUUAGAAUUUGGUUGCGUGCUCUUCUCGGGAGCUCCAGCCUACAUGUCCCGCCCUCUAAUCCUCUUAGAAAGAGAGGCAUUACGUCUGUGUUUAGGUCUACCUAAAUUUGUUGCAAAUUCUAUUCUUUAUCUAGAAUCCCGUGUUCCGCCACUUUCGUGCAGGUUCCGGCUUUUGACGGUGCAGACGUUCUUAAAGAUUUACGAAUCACCACUACGUCAUACCCAAAUAAUCUUUAUUUCACAACCUGCGUUGUUUUUUGGUGUCAUCUGGCCGCGACUGCAUAAACCGCAAAUUAUAUUCGUGCAACAAUUACUUGACUCUUUGGGCGUGCACAUAUGCGAUGUACUUCCUAUUACCGACAGAGCUGUUGCCACGGAUAUUCAAUUUGAUGACAUCUUUCCUAAUAAUGCAAAAUUACUUCCACACCGUAUUCUCGACGGUAUAUUACAAGAUCACCUGAAAUACCUUCAAACAAACGUUGUAAUUGCAACAGAUGCUUCACAAUGUGAAGAAAAGUCAGGUGUAGGAAUAUUUUCCCCGAUUCUCGAUUGGACAUUUUCUCUUCGGCUGCCAGAUUUCAUACCGAUUUUUUUAGCUGAAUUCAUGGCCGUGGUGCUGGCAUUACGCAAAUUAGGACCAUCAAUUACGUCAGCCGUGAUAGUCACUGAUUCUUUAUCAUUGUGCUCAUCCCUUACUGCUUCUAGUGAUUCUCGCGUGAUGAGGACAUUUCAAUCAUUGGUACCUGGUUACUUGAGAAGCGUGCGUUUGAUUUGGGUGCCUGGCCAUAAAGGACUAAUCAUUAAUGAAAUUGCAGACUCUCUAGCCAAGGCAUCGAUAAGUGGCCCGAUUCUUCCUUGCUGCCCUUUGACUGCUUACGUUACUGCAGCUAGAUUUCGCAGGAGUAUCAUUAUACAGUCCGUAUCAGGCUCCGCAAUUACUAACUCUGAGGAUUACGGACAUCUCCUACACCCUUGGAACAGAGAUUUUUGCCGAACACGGAAAAUUGAAGUGUCCAUCACGAAGCUGCGCUGCCGUAUACCUGCAUUGAACUUCUACCUCCACAGGUCUGGUCUGGUCCCCUCACCAUUAUGCUCAUUCUGUGGCGAAGCGGAGACAAUCGACCAUUUCUUGUUGUCUUGCAGACGGUUUUCUAUUCUAAGAAAACGACUACUUGAAAUGCCGCUUCGCUCUAUUGGUCUAACUUUAUCAGUGCCUGUGAUCCUAUCUUUUGGAGCCUCCAUUGUUGGGUUCAGCCACAGAAAUGUUUGCUUGGCGAUCCAAAAUUACCUAAUUGAAACCAAUCGUUUUCCAUGUUAGAUUGAUCGUUCUCCCUCCCUACCAUAGCUUUCUUUUAUUUCUUAUCUAUUAUUAAUUGUUAUUGUAAUUAUUAUUAUUAUUUUCUUAUACCCGGUUUUCAUCUGAUUAUCUAUUUUUUUUUCUCCAGACAUAAAACGUUUACUUUUAAGCUCACACGCCCAAAUUGUUAACUCCCUUGUUUCAUUAUUAUUUUUAGGCACCUAAUUAAACCGCCCGAUUCUUGGCCAAUCCCCCACUGUGGGUAUGUGCCACGGCCACAUAGGACAACAACAACAACAACAAAAACGCUUCUCCAACUUCUCUGCACUUUUACCUUAGCAUGUGUUGUGAUUUGUAAUUAUUGUGUGUGACCUAACUUUCCGUUCUAAUGCAUUGAAAAUUGACUCUUCUAUAUCUCAAAGAGCGCUAAAACGAAAAUUGUUAGGCGUAACAUUGAGAGACAGGAAGAGAGCGGUGUGGAUCGUAGAGCAAACAGGGAUAGCCGAUAUUCUAGUUGACCUUGCGAGAAAAAAAAAAAAAAAAUGAAGCUGGGCUGGCCACGUAAUGCGUAGGGCAGAUAACCGGUGGACCAUUACAGUUACAGAACAGUUGCCAAGGGAAGGGAAGCGCAGUCGAGGACGGCAGAAAAUUAGGUGGGGUGAUUAUUAUUAUUAUUAUUAUUAUUAUUAUUAUUAUUAUUAUUAUUAUUAUUAUUAUUAUUAUUAUUAUUAUUAUUAUUAUUAUUAUUAUUAUUAUUAUUAUUAUUAUUAUUAUUAUUAUUAUUUAAACAUAUACAAGGACACAAAGGAAACAGGGAAAGAGCAAGCUGACAACUGCCACCGGGAGGAGCACAACACCUGCCUACUCUUUCGGGAGGAGGGAAUGAAAAAGAGGAGAAGACGAUAGGAAACAAAAUAGGAAAUAAACAAAUGACAGAGACACGGACAAAAGAAAAUAGGAACACGUAAAAUAUGUCUAUAAACGGAAAGCCAAAUCAGUUUCCUGCAUGAAACUUAGCAAGACUCUGUGGGCCUGGGAUGGCUUGCAAGAACGCAUUCUUAAAUUCAUUAUUGUUUUCGUCAUUAAAUGUUCCUGCAAGCCGCCCCUGGUCGCGUUGAGCAGCACUCCCUCUCGGAAACAGGCAGUCGUCAAGGGUCGCACAGUGGAGUCCAAUCAGUCCGUAUUCCUUAAGUAGCAGUGCACGUCGUGUGACGAAUGCGGGGUACUCCAGUAUUAAGGUGUUCAAGUGAUGAAUUAGGACAUUCGCCGGCGCAGGUUGGAAUCAGCUAGCGCAAGACAGCGGUAACUGGAGAUCGCCGGGAGAGGCCUUCGUCCUGCAGUGGACAUAAGGCUGAUGAUGAUGACGACGACGGCGACGACGACGAUGUUUUUUUUCGAAACGAUUCGUUGCCGGAGAGGCCCGUGCUGGCGCGACGAAUUGUUACCGCCUCAAAUUUCACCGAAAUCGGCCAACCGAGCCAAGCACGACUGCUAUAAGGCGGGACCCAAACAAGUGGACCCGACAGCACUCGACGCGUGCGGGUCACGGUGUCUACUACGAGGUUACUUUGUUUGCUACUUGAGACUCGAACUGAUGCCGAAUUUUCAACUACGGUUUCCGAACUACUUUCCUUCGCUUCCCUAUAGCUCCGUUACGUGGACGUAUUCAGUUCUACGUUUUCUCCUACGUGGCACAUUCGUUUAUGCGCCCGUCUGCACAUUUGCUUGAGCAUA
Messenger RNA from Dermacentor andersoni, 3349 nucleotides. The record is from RefSeq and is a predicted model, not a curated record. Lineage: Eukaryota; Metazoa; Arthropoda; Arachnida; Ixodida; Ixodidae.